AAUACAUUGUAUCCUAAAUGAAUACACAAGAUCCUUAUCAGUGAAUUCAUUAUAUGAUUUUCUCCAGAAAUGAGAUACACAGUAAAUUCGCUGCUGCCUAAUACACAACUCAUAGUGAAACAUUUGUAAUUGAAAAAUAAAUGACCGCACACUAUAGAAUCGUCAUUAUAAUUAUCAUGUUUCUUGAUAUUACUUGUUUUAUCACAAUCGUAUAUAAAGUAGGGCGAGAUUAUUAAUAGCACUAUCCGGAUUCCGUACUUUAAUAAUACUUGUUAGGAUUUUCAACUAAAUUUUCUGAGUCCCCUAAACCUAAAUUUUCAUAAAGGACCACACUCGUGUCACUUAUAUGCAACGUUAUGAAUGCCCUUCGUAACGGUCAUUUGGUCACGCUUGGUCAAUAUUUGUGCCCGCCUGAGCCCCUCCCCUGUGAUGACCCCACCAAUUUAAGGUAAAACCUAAGAAACUGGUCGUAUGCAUGCGCGAUAAGAAUUUUCAUCCUUCUUUGUCCCCAUCUCACCUGAAUCUUAUUUUUCUCAAUUUCUCUUGUAUGAACGGAACAUGAAUAUAUUGUUUUUUCUUCACAUCAAAUCCCGUUCAUUGUACAUUAAACCAUAUUUACAGGUUGUUGUUUUCGUCGUCGGUGCAAAUGACAUCGGCACAAAGACCCCGGUUCGAGUUUUUGAGGACAUCGUGGCACUCUGUGAAGGGGUACACAACGCUACACCAAGCGCGACUAUCCUUAUAUCCGAACUACUCCCAAGGGCACGGAACCGCUUCAAUGGCAACGGUUAUCGACAAGACUUCCUAGAACACUGGAACUACGAUGCUGGCGUUGUCAACAAGCUGCUACGCGAGUUUGCCAGCAAGGUGCCGUGGGUUCGUGUCAUUGAACAUCCGGAAUUCCACACCAUGUUCGGAGCCAAUGUCUAUCUCCUCAGCAGAGAUGGUCUGCAUCUGACCAUAGAUGGUACGAACACGGUUGCAAGCAACAUAGAAACAGCCGUCACGUCUCUAACGAAACCAACUAGAACCGACUUACCCAGGGCCUGA
Molecule: messenger RNA, 1050 nt
Organism: Dreissena polymorpha
Lineage: Eukaryota; Metazoa; Mollusca; Bivalvia; Myida; Dreissenidae
Exons: 2
Coding region: 559-1050 (163 amino acids)
Source: RefSeq, a predicted model, not a curated record